This is a messenger RNA of Cylicostephanus goldi, 306 nucleotides long. NCBI's taxonomy places the organism in Eukaryota, Metazoa, Nematoda, Chromadorea, Rhabditida, Strongylidae. The record is from the annotation of a GenBank genome assembly.
AUGGACGAAAUGGACAGAGACAUAAAGCCGAAAGGACGAACCGAGUCAAAAAAGAGAUUACAUGAGGUGAUUCGAACACUCGGACGCAAAUCUUCGAAAGAAGUGCAACGAAGUGCAGAUGAGCCUACUCCAAAUAACAUCGGCUACCACUCAGAUCUUCUAACAUACGAAGAAGUAAUGCUGUACCUUGCUCGAACAGACCGGAAACGAACAUUAGUUCUUUGUGGUCCAGAAGGUGUUGGUUGUCUGCAAUUGCGGCAGCGACUGUUGGAAUCGGACAGAGAUCGACUAGCUGGCCCUGUGCCU